Messenger RNA from Oldenlandia corymbosa var. corymbosa, 1545 nucleotides. The record is from the annotation of a GenBank genome assembly. Lineage: Eukaryota; Viridiplantae; Streptophyta; Magnoliopsida; Gentianales; Rubiaceae.
AUGGACUCGAAGAUGGAGGACUCUCCUCCCCUCAACUACGAUACAGAUAAUCCGACGAUAAACAUAGCACCUAAAGACGCAUCACAACCAAACAACCAUGACAGCAGUGAAAUCCCACCAACGGAAUCAGCUGGAGCAGCCUGGGGACACUCCUCCUUCAAAGACACCCUGCUUCAAGGCCAACAACCUAGCACCUCCAAAGGCUACUACAUGGAAACAGUAACAACAAAGGACGGAGAAGUUAAAUACGGAGAGGUGGACGGCCUCACAACAAUCGCAUUUGCAGACCCAGUCCAACAAAGAAUGAAUCGAGCCAUGACUUACUCAGUGGCGGUGAAGCCUUUAGGACGGGAAUUUCCAUACUAUUUGCUCCACAAAAGGCUGAGAGCGAUGUGGCGACCAAAAGGAGAAAUCCACCCAUCCAAUGUAAUAAACGGCAUCCACAUGUUUUGGCUAUCAAACGAAGAGGAUUACAAUCAUGUUCUCUUAAAUGGCCCAUGGUCAAUCAAGGACCACUACAUAAAUGUUCUGCCCUGGACAUCAGAUUUCGACCCAACAGGCAAGAAUAUCUCUGCUGUUCCUACUUGGAUCCGCAUCCCUGGCCUUCCCCUCAAGUAUUUCCAUGAAGCCAUAUUAAGGGAUAUAGCACGUCCUCUGGGUAGAUUCAUCAAAGAUCCAGAGUAUACUAACGGCACCAACGGCGGAGCCACCGAAGCGGCGACAGCAGGUAAGGAAGUCAAUAACGUUCACACUCACAAAUCUACUCCCUCUACUCCUGCAGAAUCAGCCAAGGAAACCAACAGUGAUGCCAACUCCGGUCGGAUUGAAACCCUAGAGUCAAAAUUCUCCAAUCUCGAUUCGCGCUUCACUUCCUUGGAAUCAAAGGUGGAUUCCUUGACUACUUCAAUGGAACAAAUGUUGGAUUUGGUCGGCGCGAUGCAGCAGAGAAAUCCCGAGAAGGCGCCGGUGACGGAAGUAACCUCUCCGGCCUCUCCAGCACCCUACCGGCCGCCUUUUGCACAAGGUGGAGUUGAUAACCAUCAAACUUCGUUCAAAGCAACACUAGAGAAAGGAAAUCGUCGAUCUCCAGUUAACCCUGUGCGUGUGGACGUUGACCACCAGACACGCGCCGGCAAUUUCAACAGAAACAGUCCCUUGCCAGAGUUCACGAAUUCAGGGGGAGUUAAGGGCGACAACAAUUGGGGACAACAGAACUACCGGUGCUCACCGGGAAGUGUGAGGGGUGGAAAUGAGUCUCCGGUAGGAAAUAGUGAUAGGAUAACCACCGGUGAUUUUCUUGAUAAGAUGGUUAAGGGUAAAGAAGACAGAGAAGGGGUGUUAGGAACUAAAGCUGGAAAUGGUAUCAAAAUGAAUGGUUAUAAGGGUCCUGCCGGACAUGUUUGCAAGUUUGGACAGGUGAAUGUGCUGCUUUGUGAAGAAAUGGUAAAAUCAAACCCUCCUGAAAACGCUUUGUGGACUAUUGACGGUGACAUGGUGGAUGUGAACGAUCUGGCACUUGAUCGUGAAGUUCGGCGCAACAUUUGA